Molecule: messenger RNA, 2523 nt
Organism: Acanthamoeba castellanii str. Neff
Lineage: Eukaryota; Discosea; Longamoebia; Acanthamoebidae
Exons: 10
Coding region: 1-2523 (840 amino acids)
Biological process (GO): SCF-dependent proteasomal ubiquitin-dependent protein catabolic process
Cellular component (GO): SCF ubiquitin ligase complex
Source: RefSeq, a predicted model, not a curated record
AUGAAAGAGGGGUUGGCUCUGUUGUGCGUGGAGGCGUUGAUUGCGCGCUUUGCCGACGUGCCACUCGUGGACACAGUUGCAAGGCUGGCAAGAAAGAGGAAGCGCUGGGGCCGACGGCUGACGACCGACGUUGCCGAGCACAUUGCCAGGGUGGUCCAGCACCCUAACCGCGGGCUGCUCGACGCCCCGCGCCUGGGCCUCCUCUGCAUUCUGCCCUCCUUUACUUCGCUCCGCUUCAGCCCAGCGCUCUCGCGGAGUGACUUGGUCCUGACGGCGCCCCUGUGGCCCUGUGGCCUCCGCGUCGUCAACGCAGCCGGCGUCGAAUGGAUCGACGAGUUGCUGUCGGGUCUGGCCAAGAGCCCCGCUGCGGCCACGAUCGAGAAGCUCGACCUGUCGCGCUGUCCCAUCACCGACCAGUCGCUCCUUCUGCUCAGUAUCGUUGCCACCUACUCCGUGGUCCCCGAGACGCAGCUGGACCUGACCGACUGUUGUAUGCUGUCGGCCAGAGGAAUGCGCAAUCUGGUCAGCUCGUGUUCUUUCCUUGAGAGUCUCGACGCCCCCCACACCCCCUUCCUGGAUUACCUGCUGCCGGGCACAUCCGAUGCGAGUCUUGGAACUCAGUCGAGCGGUUCAUCAGGUGACACUGUCUUGUCGCCCUCGUCAUCCGGCAAUCGCCUCAUUCUUCGAAUGCCCCAACACCAGUGCACUAACCGCAGGCUCGUUUCCAGGGAGCGCGAGGACCUGGUCCGGUUCACCCGCCUCAGGCUGCCGGCCAACUACGGGUCUAGCGCAAGCAAGCUGCGGCUCGGUCUGCGGCUGAUGACCCAGAUCGCGCCGCGCCUCCACUCGUUCCCGCUCGACCUCUACCCGUGCCUCAGCGACCAAGAUGGCGACCAGCUCGAGUCCAAGGCCCUCGCCCUGCUCAAGGACCUCGUCGUCUUGUCGACAACAACACCAACAGCAACCGACCCAGCCACGGGCUUUGACUUCUCGCAUUUGACCGGCUUCAGCGUGAGCCCGGCCGCAGGCACCACCGAAGAGAUCCGCUUCCUGCUGGGCCGCAUGCUGCGCUUGACCGAGCUCGACUACGUGGCUGGCACCCACCGACCCGACGAGCCUCGGCUGACAGCGCCCAGGCUCGCCGAUGACCUGCAGGGCCUGUCGGCCGCGCGCCUUCGCCAGCUACGCCUACACGCGGUCGACCUGCCGGCCGAGCCCGUAUGGUUGAUGCGUGGCUCGACCCUGCGGGAGCUGGCCCUGACCGAGUGCCUACUGCCCGCCGUUGCAUUGCAACAGCUGCCCCAGCUGCGCAUCAAGAUCCUCGCGCUCCACCGCGUCCACAUCACUACCACCACCGCCGUCGCCACCAACGACGAACCGGCGCAAGCACUGGAAAAGGCGAUCCAGGCGACCACCUCGCUUCGUACGCUCGAGCUGGUGAUGGUGAAGCUGUCGUCCGCCGCCGGCCGGGAGACGCGAGCACCGGUCACGAUCCGCCACGAUCGGCUGACGACGCUCUGGCUGCGACUCAACCCGCACGACACGGACUCGCUCGAGCUGGCCGGCCUGCGGUGCCGUCGGCUGGUCGAACUGGUCGUGCUCCAGCAGCCCUGGGGCAGGCUCGGUGUGGACGCCCUGGUGCGCGGCACGCCGCUGCUCCAGCGCGCCCGGCUGCCCGAUGCAGUCCUCUCGACGUCCGAUCUGGUUGCCAUGCGGCGCGGCUGGCCCCACUUAUCGACAAUCAGCGCGGCCCAGUGGGAGGCCGACGACCAGCUGCUCUCUACGGCCGAACUGCGCGCGUGCUUCGCAUUCUCGCGGCUGGAGAGCCUGAGCCUGGGCCCGAGCCUGGGGGUCACCGACGCCAUGCUGCAGGCCAUCGUCGGGUGGUCGCCCCACCUGCGCGAGCUGGUGAUGGACGGCCUCGUCGCCGUCACCACGCUCGAGGGGCUCAAGAGCACCAGCCUGCGCUCGCUCGACCUCGCCGGCUUCACGGGCCUCAAGGGCCGAGCCACUCUCAAGGGUUUGCCCAAGCUUGAGCACCUGGCGCUCUCCUACCACAACCUGAGCGAGGUGGUGCUGCAGUACAUGCAGGAGCUGGCCACGGUCAGGUUCGAUUGUUCGGCCAACCUCACUACACUGGUGGUCGAGCACAACCCGCGGCUGCGCGAGCUGGUGAUCAUCUGCACCGAGCAGCCGCCGGCCGCGCUGCGGCGGCUUAGCGUCGACGCGCCGCGGCUCACGUCGCUCUCGCUGGAGGGGUUCCACCUGGACUGCCGCAGCCAUGUGGACCACCUGCGCCUGGCUUCGCUGCAGCAGCUCUUCCUCUACGGGCGGACCCAGUGGGGGGAGACCGACUCCGACGCCCUGGUGACGCUCAUCAAGCACUUUUCCUCGCUGUGGAUGCUCAAGGUGGCUAACAGGGUCAACGAUAGCCGAGACCUGGCUCAGAGGAUUCUUGCCCACAGGCCCGACCUGACCAUCUACUUCGGCGACGAGCUGGUGUCACCCUCAGCACAGGGCUAG